AUGCCCUCCUGGCCAGCCAUGCUGCUGGGCAGCCUCCUCCUCACGGUGGCCACCAUGACUGCAGCCCAGCGGAGGGGCCAGAAGGCGGGCGGGUGCCGCCGGACACAUCGGGUCCAGCAUGGCCAAUGCAGCUACACCUUUGUGUUGCCUGAGCCUGAGCCCUGUCCACCAGAGCCCGAGCCCUUCGGGGGCUCCAACAGCCUUCAGAGGGACUCGCCAGCCGCCGCACUGCACCUGGGGGACUGGCCAAGCCAAAGGGUGCGGCAGCUGGAGAAGGUGCUGGAGAACAACACACAGUGGCUACGGAAGCUAGAGAGGUACAUCCAGAUGAACUUGAGGUCCGAGCUGGCACAGGCCCAGCAGCACAUGGUCCAGAAUCAGACAGCCACCAUGCUUGAGCUGGGCACCAGCCUCUUGAACCAGACUACCGCCCAGACCCGCAAGCUGACCGACGUGGAGGCUCAGGUCCUGAACCAGACAUCGCGCAUGGAGAUCCAGCUGCUGGAGACCUCACUGUCCACCAACAAGCUGGAGAAGCAACUGCUGCUGCAGGGCCAUGAGCUCCACCGGCUGCAGGGCCGCAACAGCGCACUGGAGUCACGGGUGCAGGCCCUAGAAAUUCAACAACAGGCGGAGCUGGCCAACCUCCGCGGCGAGAAGGAGCGGCUGCAGCGCCUGCUGGGUCGCCAGAGCGGCGCCCUCGCUGGUCUCGAACGCAGCCUGCGCGCCGCCAGCAGCAACUCCAGUCUCCUGCAGCGCCAGCAGCGGCAGCUGCUGGAGUCGGUGCAGCGGCUGGUGCGCGUCGUCGCCCAGGGCCCGGCCUCCAUGAAGGCAGCAGAGCAGGUGUUCCAGGACUGUGCAGAGAUCCAGCGCUUCGGGGCCAAUGUCAGUGGCACUUACACCAUCCACGUGGCCAAUGUGAUGGAGGCCAAAAAGGUGUUCUGUGACAUGGAGGCCAGUGGAGGCGGGUGGACCCUCAUCCAACGCCGUGAGAAUGGCAGUGUGAAUUUCCAGCGGAACUGGAAGGACUACAGACAGGGCUUCGGCGACCCUGCCGGUGAACACUGGCUGGGCAAUGAGGUGGUGCACCAGCUCACCAGCGGGGCGGCCUACUCUCUGCGCGUGGAGCUGCGAGAUUGGGAAGGCAAUGAGGCCUAUGCCCAGUACGAGCAUUUUCAGCUGGGCAGCGAGGGGCAGCUGUACAGGCUUUCCCUGAGUGGGUACAGCGGCUCGGCAGGGCGCCAGAGCAGCCUGGUCCUGCAGGGCACCAACUUCAGCACCCGCGACGCUGACAAUGACAACUGCCUCUGCAAAUGUGCCCAGAUGCUGUCUGGAGGGUGGUGGUUUGACGCCUGUGGCCUCUCCAACCUCAAUGGCAUCUACUACCCAGCCCGCCACCAUGUGCGCAAGCUCAACGGCAUCCGCUGGCACUACUUCCAGGGACCCAGCUACUCACUGCGAGCCACACGCAUGAUGGUGCGGCCCGUGGGCAUCUAG
Messenger RNA from Orycteropus afer afer, 1497 nucleotides. It is a transcript of the gene ANGPT4, whose product is annotated as angiopoietin 4. NCBI's taxonomy places the organism in Eukaryota, Metazoa, Chordata, Mammalia, Tubulidentata, Orycteropodidae. The record is from RefSeq and is a predicted model, not a curated record. The transcript has 9 exons. Gene Ontology annotation, biological process: signal transduction. Bases 1 to 1497 code for a protein of 498 amino acids. Gene Ontology annotation, molecular function: receptor tyrosine kinase binding.